AUGAGUUUUGCCCUCAGUUUACUUCUAACUGGUGCUGGUGGAUUGGCAUACAAGUUUGAUAGAGAACAGAUUCUCAAGCCACAUCCAGGUAUUAAGUAUGAUUUUAACGAUUAUAAUUUACACGGUUUGAAACGUUGCUUCAAAGAAUCUUUAGAACGUUGUGAAACUGGUGCUAAAAAUUUUAUUCCGUUAUUCAGGAAAAGUUUAUUCUAUCCAUUAAAAGGAAUGGUGACAUUAGCAAGGAAUAAAAAACUGUACGCGUCGGAAGUCAUAUACAUACAAAGUGUCUAUUGUGUAAUGUAUUUCAUUAUACUGACACUGUACCUCAAUACGAUAACGCCAAUGUAUGUCUCAUUUCUAGCUCUAUUGGGUCCCCUUGGUGUCAUGAUAGCUACACUUCAUGGAUUGUUACAUGCAAAUUUAUUAACUAUGAUGUUCAUGAGAAUGUCCCAUUUUCAAGCAAAAUUGGUCAUUUUAACGUGUAAAAGAGAACCUGAUGUGCCAAUAUACCCUAUAGGUAAACCAGUUAAAUAUUACAUCCCCUGGAAUUGUAAAUAUUUCUGGCUAGUUUAUUUCCCAUUGAAAUUUGUAAAAUAUCUCUAUGGCUACAUCGUUCUUUGUGUUCUAUUAGUAAUUUCUGCUCUUCCAAUUAUAGGUCCUUUCCUCUUCCAUUUUCUAGUCUCUCCAUUUAUCACCAAGAUUUAUUUUAGCAAAAAUUUAAGAAUUAAUGGUGUUAGUAACAUUAAUAGACAAAAUUUUUUCUACGAUAAUUUAGGUUCAUACGUCGCUUUUGGUCUUACUGCUGGGUUUUUAGAGUCUAUACCAAUAAUCGCAGGUUUUAUGUUAUCUGUCAAUUCAAUGUCAAGUGCAAUGUGGUUCAAUGAUAACUUUAACUAA
This is a messenger RNA of Kazachstania africana CBS 2517, 897 nucleotides long. It is a transcript of the gene LDS1, whose product is annotated as Lds1p. NCBI's taxonomy places the organism in Eukaryota, Fungi, Ascomycota, Saccharomycetes, Saccharomycetales, Saccharomycetaceae. The coding region runs from base 1 to 897 and encodes 298 amino acids. The record is from RefSeq and is a predicted model, not a curated record. Gene Ontology annotation, cellular component: lipid droplet; ascospore wall; prospore membrane. The transcript has a single exon.